CUAUGGAUUUAUUACAGUGAGAGAAGAUAGAGAAAGAGAAAGAGAAAAAGAGAGAGAGAGAGGGAACAAAAAUUUAACAUAGGAAAUGGCGAAGAGAAAGGAGAGAAGAAGAAGCAGCAACAGUUCUACCCCCUCCCCUUCCCCUCCUCUCGAUGACACACCCUUCCCUUCUUUCUGAUUCUCUCUCACUCAUGACUUUCUCUCACUAGAUCUAUAAAUACUCCAUCCCAGAUGAAAUUAAGCCCCUCUUCUUCUAACCCACAAAGAUCAAUCCCAACUGCAUAUACAUCACAAUACUCAUCCAAGAAUGAAAUUUUUGCUUCCGCCGAGGGGGGGUUUUGCGUUUAAUGGUUCUUGUCUCUCUUCCCUGUUGGAUUUCCCGAAUUGGAGGAUGUGCGAAGAAUCAGGUUCAGAACAUCGACGCAAUUCGGCUGUAUAAUGAUGCCCAAUUCUUUUUCGACGAGUAGACGAAGUUUUGCAACCAUGAACUUGAAUGUGGAGACCGAAGAUGCUUUUGUAAGCUUGCUUGAGCUUGCUGCCAAUAAUGAUUUUGAGGGAUUUAAAAAAUACGUCGAAGGCGAUCUAUCGGGUGUCGACGAGGUUGGCCUGUGGUAUGGUCGGAAGAAGGGCUCGAACCAAAUGGUUCUGCAGCAUAUGACUCCGUUGAUGGUGGCCGCCACUUACGGUAGCGUAGAUGUGCUGAAAUUGAUCGUCUCCUUUCCCGAAGUUGACGUCAACCGUCUGUGCGGGAGUGAUAACACCACUGCUCUUCAUUGCGCUGCGUCUGGCGGAUCUGUAAACGCCGUCGAUGUCGUCAAACUGCUUUUGGCAGCAGGUGCGGAUCCGAAUCUCGAGGAUGGAAAUGGACGUCGCCCUGUCGAUGUUAUCGUUGUCGCUCCGAAUCUGGAGAGCAUGAAAGAUUCCCUUCGUAUGCUUCUUGCAGCUACCGAUAGUUUGGUCGAGGAAGGCGAUUUGAGAGCCAUGUUGAAUUCGAAUUUGAAUUCAAUUUCAGGUUCUCCGCCGCGAUCGUUGUUUUUUAAUGGAUCUCCGAGUUCGCCGGAGUUGGAACCUUCCAAGGGGGGGAAGUCGACCGAUAUAUCCGUAUCGUUGCCUGCAGCGGAAAAGAAAGAAUACCCUAUCGAUCCGUCGCUGCCUGACAUCAAGAACAGCAUAUAUUCGACGGACGAGUUUCGAAUGUUUUCGUUUAAGGUUCGUCCGUGCUCUCGAGCCUACUCGCACGACUGGACCGAGUGCCCGUUUGUCCACCCGGGUGAAAAUGCUCGGAGAAGGGAUCCGAGAAAGUAUCACUACAGCUGCGUGCCGUGUCCCGAUUUCCGUAAGGGGGCUUGCCGGAGAGGCGAUAUGUGCGAAUAUGCUCACGGAGUUUUCGAGUGCUGGCUCCACCCGGCGCAGUAUCGUACUCGUCUCUGCAAAGACGGUACGAGCUGCAAUCGACGGGUUUGCUUCUUUGCCCACACGCAAGAAGAGCUCCGACCUUUGUACGUCUCGACGGGCUCCGCCGUGCCGUCACCGCGCUCGGCGACUUCUAAUGCAAAUUCCUUGGAUUUUGCUGCAGCCAUGAGCCUUCUGCCGGGCUCGCCUUCUUCAGUGCCUAUGAUGUCUCCGAAUCCUUUCACUCCGCCUAUGUCUCCGUCGACUAAUGGGAUAUCGACCGCCGGCUGGCCUCCGCAGCAAAAUGUCCCUUCUUUGCAUUUUCCAGGAAGCAACCUACAGUCGAGCCGGCUGCGCUCGUCUUUUAGUGCUCGAGACAUUCCGCCUGAGUACAUGAAUUUGUUUGGAGAAAUCGACGUACAGCAACAGCUUGUGAAUGAGCUCCCGCGUUUGUCGCAACCGAAUAUCAACACAGGCAUGUUGAAUCGACCUGUGCAUCCGAAGAGUUUGACUCCGUCGAAUCUCGAGGAUAUGUUUUCUGCGGAGGGUUCGUCUCCCCGAUACGCCGAUCAAACGUUGGCUUCUGCUGUUUUCUCACCGACGCAUAAAACGGCGGUCUUGAACCAAUUUCAGCAUCAGCAGCAGAGCAUGCUGUCUCCUAUCAAAACAUCUCACUCUCCAAGAAACGUCGACCAUUCUUUAAUGAAGGCUCCUUUUGGGUCCGGUAGGAUGUCGCCUCAGCACAUUGAUCCCGUUUCUCCGAUGAGUGCGCGGAUGUCGAUUUUGGCGCGGCACGAUAAGCAGCAAUUCCGAAGCCUUAGCUCGCGCGAUCUCAACUCUAAUGCUGCGGCUGCUGUUGCGUCGUUUGACGAAACAUGGUCUAAGUGGGGAAACCCGAGCGGACCCGCAGAUUGGGCCGUCGGUGGCAAUGAAUUUGGCAAGCUCAAAAGAUCAUCCUCGUUCGAGCUUCUCAACGGUGGCGAGGAGCCUGACUUAUCUUGGGUUCAGUCGCUCGUCAAAGAAUCUCCGCAGGAUUUGAAGGAAAAAUCGGUGUCUCGUGUUGCGAGCUCCGAAGAAGCUAUGGGUACUUCUACAAGUGAAGGUGGAAAUGCAAAUAAGAAUCAAAUUGAGCAAGUCGACGAAUCUGUUUUGGGCGCUUGGCUGGAGAAGAUGCGGCUCGAUCAACUCAUGGCUCAGUAAACUACAGGCAUUGCUUCUACUAAAGUGUCCAUGGUCGCGAUUUUUGGUAAAAUCACCACCAGAUUUUUAAAUUUUGGUUCAUUGGUAUUAAGCUCUUUAAGGAAACAGGGCAGGAUACGAGCUGCGACAAGAAAGGAUGAGGCUUGGAAUAUAUGAUGCAGAAAAAACUCAUUCUUUUUCCUAUUUUGAUUCAUUCUUUAAAAACUUUUAGAAAUAUUGGAAAGAAUGACCUUUGGGGUGAUUGACUAUAGCCCGGUAUAGCGUUUAAAAAACAAAAAACGACCCUAUUAUUCUCUCGGUUACUGAUGAAUAUAUUUUCCAUUUUGUCUAA
Molecule: messenger RNA, 2923 nt
Organism: Andrographis paniculata
Lineage: Eukaryota; Viridiplantae; Streptophyta; Magnoliopsida; Lamiales; Acanthaceae
Product: zinc finger CCCH domain-containing protein 30
Exons: 2
Coding region: 439-2592 (717 amino acids)
Molecular function (GO): metal ion binding; protein binding
Source: RefSeq, a predicted model, not a curated record